Ctenopharyngodon idella (grass carp) is the source of this 2919-nucleotide messenger RNA. RefSeq names its product zinc finger CCCH-type containing 4 (gene zc3h4). Gene Ontology annotation, biological process: negative regulation of DNA-templated transcription. NCBI's taxonomy places the organism in Eukaryota, Metazoa, Chordata, Actinopteri, Cypriniformes, Xenocyprididae. Gene Ontology annotation, molecular function: RNA binding; metal ion binding. The record is from RefSeq and is a predicted model, not a curated record. Gene Ontology annotation, cellular component: nucleus.
UUGUUCUUUAUGAUCCGAUCGGUCAUUUCCGUGACAGACGACGUCACGUCGUAUAAGCCCGCCUCUUCUCCUUGGAGAAGAAGCGUCGCCAUUUUAAGUGAAUGAGUUUCAUUUCACAUCGCAACUGUAGGACGGAGAACCUCAGGAACGUUUUCAACCUGUUUCUCUUUUAAACUGUUAAUGGGGAAUUGACUACUAUGAACUGAAUCUCUUCCUAAAGCCAAUCAACAAGUAGAUCAAAGUCAAGUAACGCAUAAGACAGUUGAUUUUUUGCACUGAAUGUAGUACGUUAGAGGAAAUGGCUGUGGAAAGCAUGACUGUCCAUCCAAACUCCCCAACAGCCAACCACGAACACAACAGCCUUCUCACUGACGAAAGGCAAGAAGAUGGGGAACUGGAAGAAGGCGAGUUGGAGGACGAUGGCGGAGAGGCAGAGGUGCCCAGCGGUGAGGGAGCUGAUCCUCAGGAUAAACCUCGCCACAGCAAAGAACGUCAUGCCAGUGAAUCGGAUGAUGAAAAGUCACAUCGGCGCAGGAGAAAGAGAAAGAGGGAGAGAGAGCGUGAAAAAGAAAAAAGGAGGGCCAAGAAAAAGCGUAAAUCAAAGCACAAGCGUCACGCAUCCUCCAGCGAUGACCACUCAGACUACAGUGAUGACUCGGAUUACAGUCCCAGUGAAAAGAGGAAAUACAGGGAAUACAGCCCUCAGUAUCCUCCCACUUCUCAAGGAGGUUACCCUCCUGCUGCCUCUGGUCAUGGAGGUCCCAUGCCAAAGAAAGGUGGCUAUAUGAAGAUGGACAAGCAGGGGUAUGGUGGCUAUGAUGACUAUGAGGAGGAAACAUAUGAAGGCGAAGAGGAUGAGGACAUGGGUGAUGAUGACUAUGAUGAUUUCGCCAAGGAAUUAAACCAAUACCGCAAGGCCAAAGAGGUUGGAGGCGGUCCACGUGGCAGAGGUGGCAAAAACCGCAUGAAGAACCAGAGAGGUCGAGGCAGAGGAGGAAUGAGGGGGCGUGGUGGGAGAGGAGGUGGCAGAGGGAGAGGACGGGGCAAAAUGGGAGGAGAGAAUGAUGAUGGUGAUGGGAUGUAUGGAGAUGAAAUGGAGUAUGGAGAUGAUGACUAUGACAACAUGGGAGACGAUGACUUUGAUGACUAUUCAAAAGAACUAAACCAGUACAGGAAAUCGAAGGACAGAGGGAGGGGUGGAAAAGGUGGACGAGGUCGUGGGAGAGGGAAAGGAGGUCGAGGAAUGAACCGGGGCAGAGGGAGAAAUCGAGGGAGGGGCCGUGGAGGAGACCAAGGUCCUGAUGAAGAUAACGGCGGAGAAAUGGACAUGGGCGAUGGAUCUGGAGGCCCAAGGAGACAUGAACAGGAGAAACAUGGGCCGGACAAGAAGGGGAAAGCCAUUUGUAAAUACUAUAUUGAGGGCCGCUGUACUUGGGGUGACCACUGUAACUUCAGUCAUGACAUUGAGCUGCCUAAGAAGAAAGAACUCUGCAAGUUUUACAUCACUGGCUUCUGUGCACGAGCAGAAAACUGUCCCUACAUGCAUGGUGAUUUCCCUUGCAAGUUGUUCCAUACCACAGGGAACUGUGUGAAUGGCGAGGAGUGCAUGUUCUCUCAUGAAUCCCUAACAGAAGAUACUCAAGAGCUGCUGGAUAAGAUGCUGGCAGAGGAUGCAGAAGCUGGUGCAGAAGAUGAGAAAGAGGUUGAGGAACUGAAAAAGCAAGGAAUUAACCCUCUUCCAAAACCACCCCCUGGUGUUGGUCUUCUCCCAACUCCACCAAGACCUUCUCCAGGUGAUUCCUCCACGCCUAUGGAAUUUGGAAUGCCUGGUGCUCCACAUGGUAAUAUCCCUCCAAGUGGUCCACCAGCUCCAGGCCCUGGUGCUGGCCCAGGUCCUGGUCCUGGAGUUGGGCCCUGCCCAGGCCCCCCUCCUCCUUGCCCAGACGGAGGCAACUUCCAAGGGCCACUAAACCCCAACGGUCCUCCACCACCUAUGGGUCCACCACCUACCUGUGGAGGAAAUGCUGGGAAGAAGAUCCCCUCCUUGUUUGAGAUUGUGGUGAAGCCCACAGGACAGCUAGCACAAAAACUGGGUGUCAGAGGACCAGGUCCUGGCAACGCUGCUGCAGGUUCUGCAGGACCUCAGGGCCCUCCUGCAGGUCCCCCAGGUGCACCUCCACCUCGCUUUCCCGGUGCCCCACCACCAGGACACAUGGUUCCAGGCGGUCCUCAUGAUAUGCCUCCUAUGGGCCCAUCUAACAUGAAUCAAGGCCCUCCAUCAGGACCGCCAAUGAUGCAGAAUUUUGGCCAGGGAGAAGGACCACCAAAUCCGGGCAUGAUGCCUCCAGGUGGUGGAUCAUCUGGUAACAACUUCUAUGAUAACUUCUACCAGCAGCAGCAAGUCAUGUCAAUAGAUGGAGGCGGAAGAGAUGGUGAAAACUUUCAGGGGGCUAGGUGGUGGAAACUUCAAUGAUCAGUCACCUGGGAACCAGAACUCUGGAAGUAUAGAGGGUGCAGCUAAUGUAGGCCCAUCUAAUCCGCCUGGGAUUGCAGUGCCAGAUUUCUUGCCCCCAGCGCAGCGUGUGCUGUUUAUGAGACUCCAGCAGAAACAGCAGGAGGAUGAGGAGAGAGCCAGGAGGCUGGCUGAAGGAGGAGGAACUGAGAGGGAGAAUGAAGGAGAUUCAGCAAACUGGUAUUCUAGUGAAGAUGAAGAUGGUGGUGGCAGUGUCACUUCCAUUCUCAAAACUUUACGGCAACAAACCCAGACCCAAGGCCCUGCCAAGCAGGAUGGAGCUCCCAGUGACCCUCGUCUACAAAAGUCUCAGCCCGCACAGGCACCCAGCCGACCAGCAGACCCCCGGCUGGCCCGAGAUCCACGUCUGUCCCGGAACACAGACUCUCAGGCACCCGAGGCCAGUG